This is a messenger RNA of Entrophospora candida, 598 nucleotides long. Lineage: Eukaryota; Fungi; Glomeromycota; Glomeromycetes; Entrophosporales; Entrophosporaceae. The record is from the annotation of a GenBank genome assembly.
UGAUUUGCCUUUGAUUGGCCCCUUCAAAAAUUCUGAAGAUGAGCAUAGAUUCGAGUUUUUUAAUCCUAUUCUGAAACCUAUUUUUGAUACUAUACAUAAAAGUUACAGCAUCAAACUCAAUAAAACACUUGGUAAUUCAACAAAACGUCCAGAUUUUUCAUGCCAUAUUGAUGAUUUUCCGAUCUUAAACACAGAAGUAAAACCAUUAAGAUAUACCCAAUUUCAGAAAACAAAGGAUUUCAUAAAAGCUUGUUUAUGUGCAAAAAAAACAAUUGAUGGGUUAAUUGAUCGAAGGGAUGGGCCUUGCACAUCAUUGUUUUUAUUAAAUAUGGGUGUAUACAUUGAAUCUUUCAUAAUGGAUUUGGAUGUGGAUGGUGUAUACAGAGUGUUCCCUUUUAUGAAAUCCAUUUUACCAAUUGAUAAACCAUCAGUUAUGUCAUUGUCUCCUACUUUAACACACCUAAUAGCAUUACAGGAACAUGUUACAUCACUAGCAGAAGAUUAUAGAUCUAGACCUAAAUAUUUCACACCAUCAAAAAGAUUGAAUUACAAGAGAAAAUCGCCAGAUUCACCCCAGAUAAAAAUUUUGAUGCAGUGA